Molecule: messenger RNA, 2010 nt
Organism: Penicillium samsonianum
Lineage: Eukaryota; Fungi; Ascomycota; Eurotiomycetes; Eurotiales; Aspergillaceae
Product: glutathione S-transferase family protein
Exons: 7
Coding region: 1-2010 (669 amino acids)
Cellular component (GO): cytoplasm
Source: RefSeq, a predicted model, not a curated record
AUGGACUCUGAGCUGCGACUGUCGUCGCCCCGCUUGGGACCUUCGAUGCCGAUAAACGACCAGUCCAACCUACAGUUGGGCCAAUUUGACCCGGAAUCGCAACCCUUCGGGCCAUUCCGUCCCCCGACCGAAGCUGAAUCACAGCUCCAGAACGCGACGCAUACGUUUAUUCGUCCUCCACGAUCAGGCGAGUCGGCAAACAACUUUAUUACCCCGUCUCAAUCCGCACAACACCACCAAUUGCACCAAGGUCACCCUGUCAAUGGAGUUGCCACGCAUUUACAACCGCAAGGGCAAUCCUCCAGUAGUUUGCAUCAAUCGCAGGACUACAACAAUGGCGCCGCUCAUACAGCGAACAUGAGCGGGCCAUUGCAUGGCGCUGCUGCUGGACAAAUGGUGCCUCCAGCGUCGCUGUCCCAAAACGAGCUAGCCAUGGGAAGCAACGUGCACCAAGCUCAGAAUAACAGCUUAACAACGCUGCAGUCCCAAAGUCAAUCGUUUCAACCUGACUUUAUCGAGCUAGAAGCUGGCUCUGCGGAUACGGUGUCCUUCACUGGGCCCGGGGAGCUGCAAGGCUUCAAAGUGGUCCCUAACCCUCCGCAUCUUGAUUACUGGAGGGAUAGGUUGUUCAAUGUUGAUGAAAUGAUCACCCUGAGCGAAGAGGAAUUCCAAACCUACUUUCCCCACGUUGACAAUGUAUACUCUCAUCGCUCAACACAGCGGUACAAGCGUAAACCCUUUGUCUCCCAUUACUGGGAUUGUCGACUCAAAGGACGACCCCCCGGAACCCCCAAAUCCGACGACCCAGAAAAAAAGAAGCGCAAGCGUACGGCCAGAGAACGUGAUCUCUGCCAUGUCAAAAUCAAAGUCGUGGAAUACUUCCCAGUGUCUGAAAUGUCAAAUACAACCCAUGCAGUCGAGCCCUUGCCAUCUAAUAUCCUACCCGGCAUGUAUACUUUCUCUCUGAACGACGACCCCGCGAUGCGAAAUGUCCAAACAUUCGGUAUGCUCACGCCGAACCCUAGUCUACCACCAAAUCAUCCGGGAUCGAAUGGUGGGCGAUAUUUCACUAUACAGCGAGUGAAUGGCAAUGGUGCCAACGGGAAGAAUGACGGAGUGAGUGGCGGUCAUCAACAUACGCUUGAAGAGAGCGACCGUGUCAAGAAGAGUAGUGUGCAACGAUAUGUUCUGAAGGAAAAGAAAGAUAAAAGGACGAGAGCGGACCGAGUCAUGUCUCGAACAGGCCAAAAGUCAUACCAUACAAAAGCGACGGGUCUGGCCGCUGAAACUGCGAUCAAACACUCCGCCGAUGUUAAUCUAAAGCUAUAUGGGAGCUGCUUCUGCCCCUUCGUGCAACGGGUAUGGAUUGCAUUGGAACUGAAAGGUAUCCCUUACCAAUACAUCGAAGUGGAUCCGUACGAGAAGCCCCAGUCGCUGUUAGAGGUGAAUCCAAGAGGGCUUGUUCCUGCUUUGCGGCACGACGACUGGGGAUGCUAUGAAAGCAACGUGUUGUUGGAAUAUCUGGAGGAUCUGGGUGUAGGAGCCGCAAUGCUUCCAGCAGACCCAAAGCUGCGCGCCCAUUGCCGGUUGUGGGCGGAUCAUGUCAAUCGGCAUAUCGUGCCGAGUUUCUACCGUAUACUGCAAGAGCAAGGCCAGGAGAAACAGAUUGAGAAGACACAGGAGCUGCGAGACGCGAUGGAAAAGCUGCUCGAGGUGGCGCAUCCCAAGGGGCCUUUCUUCAUGGGCUCGCAGAUGUCCCUUGUGGACGUUCAAGCUGCCCCGUGGAUCAUUCGGCUGCGGCGGGUCCUGAAACCAUACCGAGGGUGGCCAGAUGCUGAGGAGGGAACCAGGCUGGCCUCUUGGAUGAAUGCAAUUGAGACCGACCAGCAUGUGCAGGCGACAACUAGCACGGAUGAGUUGUACCACGACAGUUAUGAGCGAUAUGCCCAGAACCGUCCAAACACAUCCCAGGUCGCAAAUGCAAUUAAUGCAGGACGAGGCCUCCCUUAA